This is a messenger RNA of Peronospora farinosa, 384 nucleotides long. NCBI's taxonomy places the organism in Eukaryota, Oomycota, Peronosporomycetes, Peronosporales, Peronosporaceae. The record is from the annotation of a GenBank genome assembly.
AUGCUACGUAUUCACGACCUGCAGCCGCUGCACAUGAGACCAGAUUACUACGCUAAAGCAGCAGGCACGCUGAGUUCUCUCAGCGUCAUCGAAGCUACUGACUACAAUGAAGCGAAUAAGACUGUUAAGCGCCAGGGUAAGCAUUGCUACGUGGUGCAGUGCUCGCUGAAGAUCCGUAUGUCCAUGUCGCACGGCUUGGCCAAGCCAAGUGUUGUCAGAACAUCACGGAGCUGGCACUGCCCUCAUCCGGCCUGCAGAACUCAGACGUUCAAAAGGGACCGAGCCAGAGCUUGUCGCUGCGCCGACUUGCACGCGAGCUCAGUGAAUACGGGGCUAAAGCUUGCGCUGCUGGAAAUCUCGGCAGCAUUUUGUAAUGUACACUAG